Tarenaya hassleriana is the source of this 1344-nucleotide messenger RNA. Its product is annotated as isocitrate dehydrogenase [NAD] regulatory subunit 3, mitochondrial. NCBI's taxonomy places the organism in Eukaryota, Viridiplantae, Streptophyta, Magnoliopsida, Brassicales, Cleomaceae. Gene Ontology annotation, biological process: isocitrate metabolic process; tricarboxylic acid cycle. The record is from RefSeq and is a predicted model, not a curated record. Gene Ontology annotation, cellular component: mitochondrion. The coding region runs from base 81 to 1193 and encodes 370 amino acids. The transcript has 4 exons. Gene Ontology annotation, molecular function: isocitrate dehydrogenase (NAD+) activity.
UGCGAUUGCCAAAACGACCAAACGUUCAUCUUUGCUGAAAACCUAAAAACAGAGACAUCCUCCGACGAGACAACCCAUCAAUGGCGAGAAGAUCCGGAUCCAUCCUCAAGCGCCUCCUCGCGAACCCGCCUUCUCCGCCGUCAUUCGCUUCCCCUACCCGAUCCAUAACCUACAUGCCUCGACCCGGCGACGGAACUCCACGCGCGGUCACUUUGAUCCCUGGCGACGGCAUAGGGCCAUUGGUGACCGGAGCAGUGGAGCAGGUGAUGGAGGCGAUGCAUGCGCCGGUGUAUUUCGAGAGGUAUGAGGUUCACGGGGACAUGAAGAGGAUUCCCGAGGAGGUGAUCGAGUCGGUGAAGAAGAACAAGGUGUGUCUGAAGGGAGGAUUGGCGACUCCUGUCGGCGGAGGAGUGAGCUCGUUGAAUAUGCAGCUGAGGAAAGAGCUCGACAUCUUCGCUUCGCUCGUCAAUUGCUUCAAUGUCCCUGGAUUGGCGACUCGCCACGAGAAUGUGGAUAUCGUCGUGAUCAGGGAGAACACUGAGGGCGAGUAUUCUGGGCUUGAACACGAGGUUGUUCCUGGUGUUGUCGAGAGUCUUAAGGUGAUAACGAAGUUCUGUUCAGAGCGAAUAGCGAGAUAUGCCUUCGAGUAUGCCUACUUGAACAAUAGGAAGAAGGUGACUGCUGUUCAUAAAGCCAACAUUAUGAAGCUUGCGGAUGGGCUCUUCCUUGAAUCCUGCAGAGAGGUUGCCCAAAAAUAUCCCGGGAUCACUUAUAACGAGAUCAUUGUGGACAACUGUUGUAUGCAACUGGUGUCCAAGCCCGAGCAGUUCGAUGUCAUGGUGACUCCCAAUCUGUAUGGUAAUCUUGUAGCAAACACUGCAGCGGGCAUAGCCGGUGGCACUGGAGUCAUGCCAGGAGGCAAUGUCGGAGCAGAAUACGCGAUAUUCGAGCAAGGUGCAUCGGCAGGGAACGUGGGGAAUAGAAAGCUAGAGGAAGAGAAGAAAGCAAACCCGGUGGCUCUCCUCCUCUCUUCUGCAAUGAUGCUGAGACAUCUGCAGUUCCCUGCCUUUGCAGACCGGCUCGAGACUGCGGUCAAACAAGUUAUAGAGGAGGGAAAGUUCCGAACCAAAGAUCUCGGAGGUAACUGCACCACCCAAGAAGUCGUGGAUGCUGUCAUAGCCGCUCUAGACUGACUCACGAACUCAAUACAGUUUUUGCCUCUACGGUCUUAAGUUGCGGAAAAAAAGUUUUAUGUUUUUUUUUUUCAGGCAACUCUCUUAGCCGAUGUCUCCUCCAUGAUUCUUUUUUCUUUUUAACAAUAAUAUAAUGAUCUUGAGUUUGAUC